Molecule: messenger RNA, 216 nt
Organism: Brenthis ino (lesser marbled fritillary)
Lineage: Eukaryota; Metazoa; Arthropoda; Insecta; Lepidoptera; Nymphalidae
Source: the annotation of a GenBank genome assembly
AUGGCAUCCUCAAAGACUAGCAUCACUUGUGCGAUCCUUCUCAUCUGCUUCAUUAGCUCUAUUUAUUCGGUGCCGCCAUUUAACUAUGGUGGAGAUAAUGGAGAUAAUUACGGAAUUCAUGUUGUUGACAACAUUAAUAGCGCUGCGAAUGCUCUCUUAACUAAAAAUAACUCAUCGGCUUUCAAUGUGGGACAAGAAGUAGAACAGCAAAAUUCG